GAACAGGGGGAUCACAAACAUCAGAAUGUAUCUCAGCAGCACACAGUAUCAGAAUUGGACUUUCCGUGACGAACAUGAAGUGGCAAAGUUGCGAUUUCAGGCCAAUCAUGACUUCAUUGCAAAAUUUGGGAGCAGUAUGUCAGGCUCCAGGCAGGCCCUCGGGCCAUCUCUAACUCCUCGCGGCAGGUCUCGUCAAGCUGCCCAAGCCAUGAUCUCCUAGGUCAUCCCACAGGCCUCCUCUUCCCAGGAUUGCCUCACAUAGAGACAACCUGGUGGGUGCGGUCAUCCACGGGGACACGAGCAAGGUGCCCAUAUAGCCUGAGUUGGCGAUCCCGGAUUAUCCACAGGAGAAGAUGCAGUUCUUCCUAUCAGUUGAAGAGGAGCACAUAAUGGUACGCACUUAUGAAUAUUCCUUGAGAGACUUUUGCAAAAAGUUCAGAGACCCCAGAGAUGGAAGAAUCAGGAUGCCUCCAGCAGUAACAACAACGGCACAACACUACUUUAAGAGAUUUUAUUUAUUCAAUUCUGUCAUGGAUUAUCAUCCCAAGGAAAUUCUAGUGACCUGUGUAUAUCUUGCUUGUAAAAUUGAAGAGUUUUAUGUCACAAUCAAUGAUUUUGUUCAUAAUGUAAGAGGAGAUAAGAAGAAAGCUGCCGAGAUUAUUUUAAACAAUGAACUGCAGCUAACACAAGAAUUACAAUUUCAUCUCAUUAUUCAUCAACCAUUCCGCCCAGUAGAAGGCUUACUCAUUGACAUUAAGACAAGGUUCCCACAGCUAAGAGAUCCAGAAAGAUUGCGACCCCAUGUGGAAGAGUUCCUUGAAAGGGUAAACUUAACUGAUGCGAUUAUUCUAUAUACUCCUGGUCAGAUUGCUUUAGCUGCAGUGACAACAGCUGUGAGCAGGUUAGGGGAAAACCUAGACCAGUAUGUCACCGAUAUCCUCUUCCCAAAUGACCAAAGACUGCAUCUCAAAGUCCUUAUAGAUGCUGUGAGAAAAAUCAAGAAGAUGGUUAAGAAUGCUGAACCUCCUGCCUCAGACACAGUGCGGCGUGAGAUUGAGGGCAAGUUAGAGAAGUGCAGAAAUCAGCAAAACAAUCCAAAUUCAUCCCAGUACCGGGCAAACUACUCAGAAUGGGAUGAUGAUGAAGUGAUGAUGGCUGCUUCCCCAAUGCAGGAAGACACAGCUCUUGGAGUAGAGAGAAUACGAUCACCAUCAAACUAUUAACUUACUGUUUUUUUCUCAUUAAUCAUUUACUAGAUUGUUUGUGUAAAGUGUGAAAGUAAUUUCUGAAAGAUAAAGGAAACCCUUAGGUUUUUUCUAUCUUAAGUUAAGAAAGAGGGAAGAAAAAAAUUAGAUAUGUUUAAAUGAAAAACUUUUAUUUUAAACUCCUUCUAGUGAAAAGAUAGAAAAAUAAAGAAAAUGUGUCCAAAAGAACAUACUCAAAUUGAAUGAAUAUCAACAAGUCAUGGUGUAACACAUUAAACGUUUAGUUUUGUAUAAAAAAAUAUUUUUCUGUCCCUUUAGAUUUAGAAGAAUGUAUAUAAUAAUAUAAACUGUUUGCAUAAUCAAACUUAAACAAAAAUCCAUUUUAGGGCAACAUAAAUAGAAUUCAUCCAUGUGGAGGGUGCUGACUACUAUAUAUGAAUAAGGAGACUAACUCAAGGUAUUUUUUUCCUCCAGUGUGAUAAGCCAAAUCUGAAAGCCCAUUUCCACUUUAAGGACUGUGCCCAAAAAACUUCCAUGAUACAAUACUAGGACUGAUGCAUUUAUAAAUGCAUCAGAGAAAUAAAGUUGUAAUUAUUAA
Penaeus chinensis is the source of this 1803-nucleotide messenger RNA. It is a transcript of the gene CycH, whose product is annotated as cyclin-H-like. The record is from RefSeq and is a predicted model, not a curated record. NCBI's taxonomy places the organism in Eukaryota, Metazoa, Arthropoda, Malacostraca, Decapoda, Penaeidae. Gene Ontology annotation, molecular function: cyclin-dependent protein serine/threonine kinase regulator activity. Gene Ontology annotation, biological process: regulation of transcription by RNA polymerase II; regulation of cyclin-dependent protein serine/threonine kinase activity; DNA-templated transcription. Bases 354 to 1223 code for a protein of 289 amino acids. Gene Ontology annotation, cellular component: nucleus; transcription factor TFIIK complex. The transcript has 8 exons.